Messenger RNA from Harpegnathos saltator (Jerdon's jumping ant), 900 nucleotides. RefSeq names its product dynein heavy chain 1, axonemal-like. The record is from RefSeq and is a predicted model, not a curated record. Bases 312 to 899 code for a protein of 195 amino acids. NCBI's taxonomy places the organism in Eukaryota, Metazoa, Arthropoda, Insecta, Hymenoptera, Formicidae. The transcript has 2 exons.
GAUAAAUUUGCUCUUCCAUCAAGUGUCCCGAGACGAGUCAAGCUUGCCUGGCAGAUCUUUACAAAGGGCCACUGUCCGAUCGUAAGAGACAUUGAGGUAAAAAAGACACGAAGUUAUUUAGGUGCAGCCAAGAGAUGGAUAACUUUCCCCGAGGACGAGUCGAUCGUACGUAAACGCACGGUUGUGCAGGAGCAACAAUACGCGUACUUAAUUUCGAUUAGACGUCAGACUUCUUGACAGAAUAAUUAGCGGUUUGUCCUCCGUCUCAAGCAAAGGUCUUUCCGGCGGAAGUGUUUUUACCGAAGGUACAAAUGAAAUACGACGUUGAGCCCAAGUUGCUGCCGCGUAAUGUCGAAAUGGAGAGAAGACGACGAGCGUACAAGAAUGUGAAAAUAGAAGACGCUCUAGAAGCGGAGGGUAUCAAGCCUCGUGAUAUAUUACCGCUCGAUAAAAUUCGCCCGUUGCUCUCACACGAAGAGAAAUACGACUUGUACUCCAAAGCGAACUACUUACCGUUGGAGGUGUUCGACGAUGAGGAAUACGAUUGUAGAACGGCGGAAGAAUGGAUAAAUUUCGGCAUCAUCGAUGGUAUUCGUUAUCCGUUACCGGCUACGGUGUUUAUCGAGAAGGCUGCGCAAAUGAACAGGAUACUUUAUCGAGACCGUCACACGUUGGACGAGUUGUUCAGCUGGACUGAGGCUGCCGUGAUGGACUACAACAGUGAGAAGAAAGUUUGGACCGUUCUCGCGUUGGACGGUUCCAAGCGAAAAUUUGUCCUACCCAGGAUAUACGUUAGAUUCCAUGGGGAAGAUUCCAGAAAAUUCGUCCAGAGAGUAGCAGCCGCCGUUAAACAAAGACGGAUAGCCGAAGCUACUAUUAAGUUAAUUUGCACACAUUAGC